Messenger RNA from Staurois parvus, 484 nucleotides. NCBI's taxonomy places the organism in Eukaryota, Metazoa, Chordata, Amphibia, Anura, Ranidae. The record is from the annotation of a GenBank genome assembly.
AUGUGCCACUUUCAGGUCUCCUCACACACUGCUGGUGUGUUGAAUUUUUUGACAUAGGGUGCUGGCAGAUUACGGGCCUCCCAUAGCUGCUGCCAGGCCCCUAAUCUGCCAUGGGCCCCUAUACCGCCUCCUCAUGCUGCUGCCAGGUCCAGAGUCUCUCAUGGGUCCCUGUACGGCCUCCCAUUGCUGCUGUCUCCAUCGCCACACUCUGCCAUGUGCCACUUUCAGGUCUCCUCACACUCCUGCUGGUUUCCAUUUUGUCAUAGGUUGCUGUAUGGCCUCCCAUUGCUGCUGCCUCCACCGCCACACUGUGGCUCCAAACACUGGUUUUGGCCCCGUGACUGGCCAAAUGAGUGAAGUGUGCGGUGAUUCUAAGAUCGACGGCACUCAUCUGCAUGUCAUACUGACUGACAGUAUUAUUUCUCUUCCCCAGCAGACUCCAAGGGCAUUUAAAUUAAAGGUACAGUGUUCUGCACUAAUAUUA